Molecule: messenger RNA, 4868 nt
Organism: Osmerus eperlanus (European smelt)
Lineage: Eukaryota; Metazoa; Chordata; Actinopteri; Osmeriformes; Osmeridae
Gene: mybpc1
Product: myosin binding protein C1
Exons: 36
Coding region: 236-4057 (1273 amino acids)
Molecular function (GO): protein binding
Source: RefSeq, a predicted model, not a curated record
CACCUGUCCUUUCCCACAGAGAUUUCAAAUACUGUCUCACACAGGGCCCUCCUCACCUCCCACCACUCUGGCCCGAGGGUCCCAGAGACUUGUGACUAGUGGCCCAUCUUCAGCUCUCUCCCCCUGGACUGAGGGCUUCCACAUCCUGCCUGGUCUCCCAUUUAGUAACGCUGGUCUGAAGGCACCUACCUGCACAUUUUGAUUCAUUGACGCUUCUCUUGGGACCCGGCUCAAGAUGCCAGAGCCCACAAAGAAAGAUGAGACGCCAAAUGCCCAGCCAGAAGAGAGCAUUGCCCCAGAAAGUAACGGUGUCCUGCCCCUCCCUGAGAUAUCGCUCCAGAUAUCUCCUCCCCCAGAGGCUGUAGCGGAGGCAGAGCCAGUAGAAACUGAGGGGAAGGAGCCAGAGCCCGUAGAGCCUGUUCCGGUAGAGGUGGUGGUGGCUAAGGAGCCUGAGCCAGUAGAGAAUGGCUCUACAGACCCAGAGCCCGUAGCUGUUGGGGUUAAAGAGCAAGUCGAGCCUGAAGUUAAGGAGGAGGCCCCUUGCUCCCCCCCCCCGCCUGCCCCACCCCGUCCUGCUGAGAUGGAGAAAGCAGAGCCAGUUAUAGUUGUUACCACACCUCCACCUCCACCUCCAGCAGAUAAAGAUGAUGAUGCUGCAGCCAGUACUCCCUCCCCAACGCCCCCAGCAGAGGAUGCCAAUUCACUCAAGAAACUCUCUAUUGAGCUGCCUCAUGAUAACGUCCCUUUGUCAGCCAUGGGGAGAAAAGACUCAGUGUGGUCCCUGGGAGAGGGACAACUUCCAGAGGACCUGGACAAGCCCAUAGACACCCCGCCAUUGUCCACCCUGCUCAUAGAGAAACCUCAGGGAGGCUCCAUAACAGUGGGUGAGGACAUCACCUUUGUUGCUAAGGUGGAGGCUAAAGACCUGCUUCGUAAACCCACCAUCAAGUGGUUCAAAGGGAAAUGGAUGGACCUCGCUAGCAAGACUGGGAAGCACUUACAACUAAAGGAGACCUUUGACCGAUUCACCAAGAUACAUACUUUUGAGAUGCAUAUCAUCAAAGCCAAAGAUAACUAUGCAGGGAAUUACAGGUGUGAGGUCACCUACAAAGACAAGUUUGACAGCUGUGCCUUUGACCUGGAAGUUAAAGAAGUUGAACAGAUGUCACAGAAUGUUGAUAUUCGAUCAGCUUUCAAAAGAAGCAGUGAAGGACAAGAGGAUGCAGGGGAACUUGACUUUAGUGGUCUUCUUAAACAUAGAGAGCCCAAGCAGGAAGAGGCUCCUGACGUGGAUGUGUGGGAGAUCCUGAAGUCGGCCCGGCCGGAUGAGUACGAGAAGAUAGCGUUCAACUACGGCAUCACAGACCUGAGGGGCCUGCUCAAGAGGCUGAAGAAGACCAAGAAGGAGGAGAAGAAGAGCGAAGCUUUUGCUAAGAAGCUGGAUCCAGCAUACCAGGUGGACAAGGGAGGGAAGAUCCGCUUUGUUGUGGACCUGGCAGACCCCACAGUGGAGCUGAAAUGGUACAAGAAUGGACAGGAGAUUCGACCCACUCCCAAGUAUGUCAAGUAUAUCUUUGAGCACAAGGGCACACAGCGAAUCAUGAUCGUCAACAAUUGCGUCCUAAACGAUGAUGCUGCAUAUUCCGUAUCCGCUGGAGACGAGAAGUGCACUACUGAGCUGUUUGUUAAAGAGCUACCGGUGAAGAUUGUCAAAGACAUUGAGGCCGUAAAGACUACUGUGAAUGAAAGGAUUGAGUUGGAGUGUGAGGUGUCCGAAGAAGGAGCUCAAGUCAAAUGGAUGAAGAAUGGCGUGGAGGUCCCUACAGGGGUGCGCUCACGCUAUCGUGUCAAGUCAGAGGGGACCAAACACUGGCUAAUCAUCGACGACGCUUCCAAGGACGACACAGGGACCUACUCCCUCAUGGCCACCGGGGGCAACACUGAGGCCCGUGUACAGGUCGACUUGAAGCCGCUAAAGAUUCUGCAGGACCUCCAGAAUGUGACGGUCAUGCUGGGUCAGCCCCUGAAGCUGCACUGUGAGAUCAACCCAGGGAACGUCCCGGGACGCUGGUACAGGAACGGACAGCUCAUCCAACCCAACGACCGCAUCAACAUCCUGCACAGAGCCAAGAACCACAGACUUGAAAUUGAAAGCAGUUCAAUCCAUGAUUCAGGGGACUACACCUUUGUGCCUGAAGGGUACACACAGAGUCUCUGUGCCAAAAUUCAUGUCAUCGACCCCCCUAAGGUGCACCUAGACAGCCUGAAUGUGCCUGACAACACAGUGGUCAUCGUGGCAGGAACCAAACUCCGCCUGGAGAUCCCCAUCAGUGGAGAACCAGCACCCAGGGUGGUGUGGAUGAAGGGAGAGAGGGUCAUCCUAGAUUCUGGUAACCGUGUUCGAGCUGAGACCUUCGCUGAUCAAACCUGCUUCACCAUAGAAGUCACAGAGAGGGAAGACACAGGAAACUACAAGAUAGUCCUGCAGAAUGAGGCUGGGGAAGACACAGGGAGUGUCCGAGUCAAGGUCGUUGACAUCCCAGACCCUCCUGAGGCUCCUCUGGUCCCGGCAGUGGGAGGAGACUGGUGCUCAAUGACAUGGGACCCACCCUUAUAUGACGGGGGCUCGCCAAUAUUGGGCUAUUUCAUUGAGAGAAAGAAGAAACAGAGUUCCAGAUGGAUGAGGUUGAACUUUGAUCUGAACAAAGAGGCUACAUUUGAGCCUAAGAAGAUGAUUGAGGGCGUACCAUACGAGGUGCGGGUCUUUGCUGUCAAUGCCAUUGGCGUUUCCAAACCAAGCGAGCCAUCUAAAGCAUUUGUUCCCUUGGCUGUGACCAGUGAGCCAACCAUGCUGGUGGUCGAUGAUGUCACAGACACCACAGUGACCAUGAAGUGGCGUCCCCCAGAGACGAUCGGUGCUGCCGGCCUGGAUGGGUACCUGGUGGAGUACUGCGUAGAAGGAACCGAUGACUGGAUUGUGGCCAACAAGGGCCUGACAGAGAAGACCAAGUACACGAUCACUGGUCUGCCUCCAGAGUCCAAGAUCCUAGUCAGAGUUAGGGCCAUCAAUGCGGCUGGUGCCAGCACACCUCGGACCCUCCAGCAUUCUAUCCUGGUCAAAGAGGUCAUAGAACCACCAAAGAUUCGCAUCCCCCGACACUUGAAGCAGACAUGCAUUCGUAGAGUUGGAGAAGCUGUAAAUCUGGUGGUUCCAUUUAUGGGGAAGCCCAGGCCAAAGGUGAGCUGGCUGAAAGAGGGAAAUGCCAUCGACCCAACCCACGUCAGCAUCCGCAACACAGAAUGUGACAGCAUUAUCUUCAUCCGCAAGGCGGAUCGCAACCACUCCGGGAAGUAUGAGAUGACUGUGAAGGUGGAGAACCAUGAGGACACAGCCAUCAUUGACAUCCAGAUCGUUGACCUGCCAGGCCCUCCACAGUAUGUGAAGAUAGAGGAGGUAUGGGGGGAGAAUGUUGCUCUGGACUGGACCCCUCCGAAGGACAACGGCAAUGCCCCCAUAACAGGCUACACCAUCCAGAAGGCAGACAAGAAAACUAUGGAAUGGUAUACGUGUGUUGAACACUACCACCGCACCUGCAUCACCAUCUCAGAGCUGGUGGUAGGGAACGAGUACUACUUCAGGAUCUACUCGGAGAACAUGUGCGGCCUGAGCGAGUGUGCCACUCAGACCAAGGACAGCGCCCUCAUCGUCAAGGAAGGCAUGAACCUCAAAAACCCAGAGUAUACAGACCAUGACUUCAAAGAGCCCCCGAAGUUCACACAGCCUCUGAUCAACACGUUCGCCAUCGCUGGCUAUAACGCCACGCUCAACUGCAGCGUCCGGGCCAAUCCGAGGCCCAAAGUUAUUUGGAUGAAGAAUAAGAUUGCCAUCAUCGAUGACCCACGCUACCGCAUGUUUAGCAACCAAGGAGUCUGUUCCCUGGAGAUUCGCAAACCUAACCCCUACGACGGGGGGACGUACUCCUGCAAGGCUAUUAAUGACCUGGGGGAGGCCCAGGUGGAGUGCAAGCUGGAGGUCAAAGUCCCCCUUCAGGAAUAGUGAUUGUAUGUUCCCAUCUAAGGAGGGUUCACCUUCUACGAGCUCAUGCAGCGUGGAGUGCCGUUACACUUGAUUGAUAAGUACAUGAACGAGGCGAAGAACGUGGAGGCAGAGAAGUGAUUGGACUGAGAACGGAUGCAUCUAGGCUUUCAAGGAUCCUUGCCAACAAUGCCCCUUCAGUUUUUGCCUGCAGUCUGAAUAGGCCAGGGAAGAGGACUGGGGUCUUAGGCAUGCUGUGUGUGCGUUUGGAGCUAGUUAUCAUAGAGAAAAGCCAAUUUGUCAGCAUCUGGUAUUUAACAGCUCUGUCUAAGCUCUGAUGCAUGUCAGCAGUGGUUUGGUUCUAUAUUUUUUAUUUGAGAUUAGUAGUGUGUAGUAUAGGUUAAAUAACAACCUUCACCUGUAUGCAUUUAGUUAUUUGUUAGGGAAAGUCCUAGUGGGUACGAAUACUUUCAAGGGCCUGAAUUAAGAACUGUAGACUGGAAAUGAAUAAUAACAUGGUUUGAUGUCUGUAAAAGGGAAUCCUGUGAUUAAAGAAUGAAUGAAACAUUGAGACGCAUAAUAGAAAGGACUGAAAACACAUUAAGGAGCAUUAAAAGUAACACUUUAUUAUUUAUUGGUGAUUUAACUUUUUUGUGAGUAGGAUAAUGUUGGAUUUAUUCAACUGUCCUUUUUUGAUGACUGUAAAGCCGUCACUGCAUGCCAAAUAGUGAUGGCGUUGAUACUGUGCUGUAUUUGAGUGUCUGACCACGUGUGCAUGCCUUUACCUUUAAUUUGUAAUUAUGGCUCAUGAAUAAAAACACUUACAUUGUAA